This is a messenger RNA of Echinops telfairi (small Madagascar hedgehog), 1244 nucleotides long. It is a transcript of the gene STRA8, whose product is annotated as stimulated by retinoic acid 8. Bases 1 to 1167 code for a protein of 388 amino acids. The record is from RefSeq and is a predicted model, not a curated record. Gene Ontology annotation, molecular function: protein dimerization activity. The transcript has 8 exons. NCBI's taxonomy places the organism in Eukaryota, Metazoa, Chordata, Mammalia, Afrosoricida, Tenrecidae. Gene Ontology annotation, biological process: cellular response to retinoic acid; meiotic cell cycle.
AUGCCUUUAUUCUUCGGGGCAAAAUCAGAGCGGGCUGUUACAUUGCAGCCUGUCAUGGAGACCUCGGCAGAGGGCGGUGACCCCCGCAGCAGAGAGGUGCCCCAGCCUCCGGCCCAGCAGGAGGAGCUCGAGCCGCGGGUGGCCCGCAGACGGCUGUCUCAGGCCCGCCGCCGGGCCACCCUGACGGGGCUCUUCAACAGCCUCAAGAAAACCGUUUAUUCCCAGUCUGACCUCAACGCCUCGAAGUGGCAGGUUCUGAAUAGGGCCAAGAGCCAUAUUCAGGAGCUGGAACAAACCUUGGAUACGCUGCUGAAGCUGAAAGACUCCUUCAACCUGGAGGACGGGAAUGCAAACACCUUAGAGGAGGUCAGGGAGGAAUAUGCCAGAAAGUACUCCAGGAACCUCAGCCUGGACUCCCUCCUGGCUCAGCAGAACGACUCCUCCUGGUACCCGGCUGAGGCACUCAAGAAGGAUGCUGAGAAGGGAGAGGAAGGGGAAGAGGAGGCCCUGGAGGAGGACGAGGAGGAGGAGGAGGAGGGAGAAGAGGAGGAGGAAGAGCAGGAACACAUGGAGCUCACAGACUCCCAAGGCAUCUUGUCACCAGACCUCUUAGAAUUCGAAAGGUACCUCACCUUCUACAAGCAGACGAUGAACCUUCUGACCAGCUACGGGAUCAUCUCCUCCUGGGAGGCGACACUCCCCAUUGUCUCUGCGGCCAUCUCCCACCUGUGGCAGACCCUCUCCGAGGAGAGGAAGACCAGUCUGCUGCAGGCCUGGGCACAGCACAGCAGCCUCUCGGGCCUCCCAGAGGCCUGUGGGGAGCCUACCUACACAGAGGGCAGCAUGAAAGACAGCGGGGUGGACAGCCAGGGGGCCAGCUGCUCGCUGGUCUCCACCCCCGAGGAGGUCCUUUUUGAAGACGCCUUUGAUGUAGCGAAUUUCCUGGACAAAAGCGAGCCUCCGAGCACAUCUAGCACCAGUUCACUGGCCGCCGGCACCCCCGCGGAGAACACAGAGGAGAAGUUCCAGCUCUACCUACAGAUCCUGGAGUUCUUCCAAAGCCUGCACUGUAACACCACCCAGAUCAAGCAGGAAGCAGGCAUGCAGAUGGACCAAGAGACCGUGAUGCUGAGGUGCCUGGAAACCUUUGAUGAUGAAGAUUUGUAACGUCCUGGGCACCGAGGGGGGCAGUUGCCAACUGUCAAUUUCUGUCGCUAAGAUCAUACCUGCCCACACCUGUCCCC